Dromiciops gliroides (monito del monte) is the source of this 5416-nucleotide messenger RNA. It is a transcript of the gene DCLK1, whose product is annotated as doublecortin like kinase 1. Gene Ontology annotation, biological process: protein phosphorylation; intracellular signal transduction. The record is from RefSeq and is a predicted model, not a curated record. Gene Ontology annotation, molecular function: ATP binding; protein kinase activity. NCBI's taxonomy places the organism in Eukaryota, Metazoa, Chordata, Mammalia, Microbiotheria, Microbiotheriidae.
GAGUGGUAGAGCGAGGCUGCUGCGAAGAGCCGCAUUUCAAUGAGGACGGGCUAAUGCAAAUCACUGCAAUAAGGGCAGAAGCCGAAAACGCGGAGCCCGAGCAGCUGCUGCAGCCCAGCCUCACCACCGCUAGCACCACCACCACCACCAGCACUGGUACCGUAGCCGCCUCCACCACCACCACCAGCAGCAACAGCAGCAUCACCCAGGCGAGGAGGAGCAGCGGAGGGCCAGGAGACCGAACCGUUAACAAAGACACUUGGCAGCGUCUCUCUGCGGACCCGAUUCCAUCUUAAACAUGUCUUUUGGGAGAGAUAUGGAGCUGGAACACUUUGAUGAGCGGGAUAAAGCGCAAAGAUAUGGCAGAGGGUCUAGGGUAAAUGGCUUGCCCAGCCCGACCCAUAGUGCCCACUGCAGCUUUUACCGAACCCGCACUCUUCAGACCCUCAGUUCAGAGAAGAAAGCCAAGAAGGUCCGUUUCUAUCGUAAUGGAGACCGCUACUUCAAAGGGAUCGUAUACGCCAUCUCCCCAGACCGGUUUAGGUCUUUUGAGGCUCUUCUGGCUGAUCUGACCAGAACUCUGUCUGACAAUGUGAAUUUGCCCCAGGGAGUGAGAACAAUCUACACCAUCGAUGGACUCAAGAAGAUUUCCACCUUGGACCAACUGGUUGAAGGAGAGAGUUAUGUGUGUGGUUCAAUAGAACCCUUCAAAAAACUGGAGUACACCAAGAAUGUAAACCCCAAUUGGUCAGUAAAUGUCAAGACCACCUCUGCUUCCCGUACGGUUUCUUCGCUUGCCACUGCCAAAGGCAGCCCCUCAGAUGUGAGGGAGAAUAAGGAUUUCAUUCGGCCCAAACUAGUCACCAUUAUCAGAAGUGGUGUGAAGCCACGGAAAGCUGUCCGGAUUCUGCUCAACAAGAAGACCGCCCAUUCAUUUGAGCAGGUUCUCACUGAUAUCACUGAUGCCAUCAAACUGGAUUCAGGAGUGGUUAAGCGCCUGUACACCCUAGAUGGGAAGCAGGUGAUGUGCCUUCAGGAUUUUUUUGGUGACGAUGACAUUUUUAUUGCAUGUGGACCAGAGAAGUUCCGUUACCAGGAUGAUUUCUUGCUAGAUGAAAGUGAAUGUCGAGUGGUAAAAUCCACCUCCUACACCAAAAUUGCUUCAAAUCCCGCAGGAGCGCCACCCAAGAGCCCUGGUCCAUCAAGACGCAGCAAAUCCCCGGCUUCAACCAGCUCAGUUAAUGGAACCCCUGGUAGUCAGCUCUCUACUCCCCGUUCUGGGAAAUCUCCAAGCCCAUCUCCAACCAGCCCAGGAAGUCUGCGGAAGCAGAGGAGCUCUCAGCAUGGCGGCUCCUCUACCUCACUAGCGUCCACCAAAGUGUGCAGCUCCAUGGAUGAAAAUGACGGACCUGGAGAAGAAGUGUUGGACGAAGGCUUCCAGGUUCCAGCCACAAUAGCGGAAAGAUAUAAAGUCGGGAGGACAAUAGGCGGAAAUUUCGCUGUGGUGAAGGAGUGUAUAGAAAGGUCAACUGCUAGAGAAUAUGCCCUGAAAAUCAUCAAGAAAAGCAAAUGUCGAGGCAAAGAGCAUAUGAUCCAGAAUGAGGUCUCUAUCUUGAGAAGAGUGAAGCACCCCAAUAUUGUUCUGCUGAUUGAGGAGAUGGAUGUGCCAACUGAGUUGUAUCUUGUCAUGGAAUUAGUAAAGGGAGGCGACCUUUUUGAUGCCAUUACCUCCACGAACAAAUACACCGAGAGAGAUGCCAGCGGGAUGCUCUACAAUCUGGCCAGUGCCAUCAAAUACCUGCAUAGUUUGAACAUUGUUCACAGAGACAUCAAACCAGAGAACCUGUUGGUUUAUGAACACCAAGAUGGCAGCAAAUCUCUAAAGCUGGGAGAUUUUGGCUUGGCGACCAUUGUAGAUGGCCCACUGUACACUGUCUGUGGUACUCCUACUUAUGUGGCUCCAGAAAUCAUUGCAGAAACUGGAUAUGGCCUCAAGGUGGACAUCUGGGCAGCUGGUGUGAUUACUUAUAUCCUGCUGUGUGGUUUCCCUCCAUUCCGUGGAAGUGGUGAUGAUCAGGAAGUGCUUUUUGAUCAGAUCUUGAUGGGUCAAGUGGACUUUCCUUCUCCAUACUGGGACAAUGUUUCUGAUUCUGCCAAGGAGCUCAUUACUAUGAUGCUGUUGGUAGAUGUUGAUCAGCGGUUUUCAGCUUUGCAAGUCCUCGAACAUCCAUGGGUUAAUGAUGAUGGCCUCCCUGAGAAUGAACAUCAGCUGUCAGUAGCUGGAAAGAUAAAGAAGCAUUUCAACACAGGCCCCAAGCCCAACAGCACAGCAGCCGGGGUUUCUGUCAUAGCACUGGACCACGGGUUUACCAUCAAGAGAUCAGGGUCUUUGGACUACUACCAACAACCAGGAAUGUAUUGGAUAAGACCACCGCUCUUGAUAAGGAGAGGCAGGUUUUCCGACGAAGACGCAACCAGGAUGUGAGGAGCCGGUAUAAGGCACAGCAAGCUCCCCCUGAACUCAACUCUGAAUCGGAAGACUAUUCACCAAGUUCAUCGGAGACUGUUCGCUCACCUAACUCUCCCUUUUAAUAAAAACCCUUUUACAAAAAUCACAGCCCUCGCUUAACCCUUUGAGACUCUUAAAUUCUCCAAACUUGUGUGAAACAGUUUCAUCUGAUCUAUCUGGCACUAAAAUGUUUGAAUGACAGAAAAGAAGGUGUGCUUAUGGUAACUUUGAACCCAUUUCCUUAUGAUGAAUGAGAUGACACAUGUUCUUUGUUGAGAUGGCAACUUGCUGCUAAUAGGAUCCUCAAAGGGUUAAGUCUAUUUUGCGAUUACUUUUUCUUUUUCUUUUUCAAGAUAGAGGCAAUGAAUGUUUUCAUCAGCCAAGCUAGGAUCUGCAGUAUGUCAGUAUAGCACACGUUAACCCUCUGAGUGCAUCAGUUUCUUUAACAUUGGAAGCCCUCCUUAGGAAAUCAUUCAGGCCUUUUUGACUUACACGCACAUGUUUCUGUGCUGCUGAUUUAGAUAGAUGGGGUGAUGCAGAGUCAGUGACUCAGCUGGACAUCCAGAAUGUAAUCUUGCUCCUUCUUUGUGGGUUUAUAUAAUGGCAGCUUACUAACAUGGGUAGGUGUAAGAAAUAAAAAUCCUCUUAGAAAAGUAAAUGGAUUUAUGAUAGCUAUCGAUGUUGGUCCCGAUGGGGUCUGGCUCCUUAAAUGGAGGGAACUGGGUUCAUGUCAGGGGAAACAGGUGGUGCUCAACCCCAACAAGUCUACUUAUGAUGGUGUGCUGAUGCCCCUGUAAAUGCUGCUUCCACAUCAUCUGCUGCUAGUGCCAAUGUAAACUCUCGGGAAUAGUUACAUCCCAUCUUUAUCUUAGUGUGUGAGGAUCUAAUCAGUAUCACAUUUUUUUUUCUACAAAACAAAACAGAAAAUACUGGUAGAAAAAAAAAAAGCAAUAAUCUUGCCAGUUUCUCUGGAGCCCUGGAAUUUCCAGCACAAAGAUGGAAAAUGAUCCAGGUCUUCAGCAUUUUGGGUUCCUCCUGCUCUGAAAUGUUAUGUUCUACCAUAAGACUGCUACAAAGGGGAACUGGGAGAAAGGAAGGGAGAGUCUUGCCUUCUUUGCAGGACAGUAGUAAGGGUUAGCUGAAGGGGAGGAAAAAAGAAAGAUGAUUCUGAACUUUCCUUAAAAGGAGACAGAAUAAAAAUGCUUUUUGAACCAAAAAAUACUGGUGAUACUAUUUAAACCACAUGCAUUGCUAGACUACCUACCUAGGCUCUCCCUGGUGACACAUCAGCAAUCUAGGAAGGCUUAGAUAGGAGGCUUGCUGAAGACAUAACAACCAUCGCCAGCUAUGGCUUCCUGGCAUACCUGGCAGCAACUUUCACAUUCUGAAAUGUUGCAUUCCCCUCUGCCCCCCCCCACACACAUUUGUUCCCCCAAGGGUGUCAGUUCUUGUUACUCCUAUUAGCAAGUACAUCGCUCUUACCCCAUGUCUCUAGUAAAUUUCCAUUAGCGUGUAUGAUCUUUGAGAAAGGGGACCUCAUACUUCCCUGGUUCAAUUAAGAUAAGUCACUGCAAUGUUCAAAGGAAAAUGAAGCCUUGUUUACUUGGAGGCAAGGGCUGAACCAAACGACCUUCUAAGGUCCUCUUCAGCUCUGUGUUUUGUAAAGAAGGAAGCAGUGAAUCAUCUUUAGGAAAUUUGCAUUGACUAAUUCUACAUUAAUUUCUUUUCACAGUGUUUUUUGAUGCUCUCACCCCUCAGGGUUUUCAAAGAUAGUGUAGUAUCAGAAAUUUUGUUCUGAAUUUUGUCUUUGGCUUCUCUACAAUCAAGUCUCCCCACCCAAUAGAUACUGAUCUUCAAAGUGUACUUUUUACCCUCUCAUCCAUGUACCAUAGUCCAUACUUUUGUAUUUUUAUAUUUAAAUUGCAGUGAUUUUGGUGACACUGUGUCCCAAAGCAUUUUAUUUUCCCACUAUUAAGUUCGUUUAGUAUGAGUCAUCUUGACAUAUGUCAGCAAUGUACAAUUUAUUGGGAGCUGUUUUUCUCCUUUCAAGAGCCUGAGAGAGAUAACAGCACAUGUGAUCAUAAGCUACAGUAAAUGAGUUGUUGCUGAGGAGUAAAAAGGGUCCCCUUUGUAUUUUCAGAGCUCAGUUGAACCCAAAGAAUCCAUGUUGGUGUGGUUCUGAGUAGAUUAAAACCUUUGAUUUGGAUGAGAAAAUUCUUAAAUUAGAAAUUACAGUACCUUUUCAUUAAACAGACUAAUUGCUAGUUGAGGACAAAGAUCUGGUGAGAAAGAAUUGCUUUCUCUAGACCAAUGAAGUAAAACACUUUUAUAAAUCUCAGAAAUUGUCAUUUAAUUGGUCUCUCUUCCUAACACAAAAAGAGGAAGAAUCAUAUGGCCAAACAGCUGUCUGCUCUACAAUAUGUGUGGUUCUCCUUUCUUCUUUGAGAUCAUUUGGUUUAUAAAUUCUAUUUUGGGGGUUGGCCCUGAAUGUAUUUCAACAGCAUCCAGUGUGUAAAGUAGGUGAGCCACUCAGUCAAACCUUUGCAUCAACAAAGUCUGUGGAUCACUCCACAGUCUAUAUGCAACUUUAGUGCCUAAGCCCAAACAUUGCUACUAGACAGAUAGCCCCCCAAAAAUGCAGGACACCACAGCUAUCGGAUGGUGUCAGAGAUACCGGGACAUCUCAAUUCUAUCUGAGUAACAUGUGCUAAAUAAACUGUGGAAGAAAAGGCAAACAAUUUAUCAAGAAGUAAUAUUGAAUAAUCCCAUAGAAUUCAAUUUUGAUUAGUAUUUAUUUAGGUCCAGGGAACCAGAGAUCAUAGCUGUACUCAGAGGGUUAACAGAAAAGCACAAAGCAUGCCAAUUACAUUGGUGUAUGCAAACUGCUUCACUUUCUUAAGCCAGCAG